Physeter macrocephalus (sperm whale) is the source of this 3995-nucleotide messenger RNA. It is a transcript of the gene COCH, whose product is annotated as cochlin. The record is from RefSeq and is a predicted model, not a curated record. Lineage: Eukaryota; Metazoa; Chordata; Mammalia; Artiodactyla; Physeteridae. The transcript has 12 exons. Bases 96 to 1751 code for a protein of 551 amino acids.
UAAAAUCCGAAGAAAAACCAGUCCGUUGAUCGGUUUUCUAACAAAUACAGGGCAUGCGUUUAUCCAACCCAGGUCCGAGCAGCCCCUAGACUACCAUGUCUGCAGCCUGGAUCCCGGUUCUCUGCCUUGGUGUCUGUCUGUUGCUGCUGCUGCCAGAGCCCGCGGGCAGCGAGGGAGCCGUUCCCAUUGCUAUCACAUGCUUUACCAGAGGACUGGACAUCAGGAAAGAAAAAGCAGAUGUGCUCUGUCCAGGGGGUUGCCCUCUGGAGGAAUUCUCCGUGUUUGGGAACAUAGUAUAUGCUUCUGUAUCAAGCAUAUGUGGUGCCGCCGUCCACAGUGGGGUAAUCAGCAACUCAGGGGGACCCGUAAGAAUCUAUAGCCUACCAGGUCGAGAAAACUAUUCCUCAGUAGUUGCCAAUGGCAUCCAGUCUCAGACGCUUUCCAGAUGGUCUGCUUCUUUCACAGUGACAAAAGGCAAAAGUGGUACCCAGGAAGCCACAGGACAAGCAGUGUCCACAGCACGUCCAGCAAUAGGUAAACGACUAAAGAAAACACCGGAGAAGAAAACUGGCAAUAAGGACUGUAAAGCAGACAUUGCAUUUCUGAUCGAUGGAAGUUUUAAUAUUGGGAAACGCCGAUUUAAUCUACAGAAGAAUUUUGUUGGGAAAGUGGCUCUAAUGUUAGGAAUUGGAACAGAAGGACCGCACGUGGGCCUUGUUCAAGCCAGCGAACAUCCCAAAAUAGAAUUUUACUUGAAAAACUUUACAUCAGCCAAAGAUGUUUUGUUUGCCAUAAAGGAAGUAGGUUUCAGAGGGGGUAAUUCCAAUACAGGAAAAGCCUUGAAGCACACCGCCCAGAAAUUCUUCACAGCAGACACUGGAGCAAGAAAAGGGAUUCCCAAAGUGGUGGUGGUAUUUAUUGAUGGCUGGCCUUCUGAUGACGUCGAGGAAGCAGGCAUUGUGGCCAGAGAGUUUGGUGUCAAUGUAUUUAUAGUUUCUGUGGCUAAGCCUAUCCCUGAGGAACUGGGAAUGGUUCAGGAUGUUGCAUUUGUUGACAAGGCUGUCUGUCGGAAAAAUGGCUUCUUCUCUUACCACAUGCCCAAUUGGUUUGGCACCACAAAAUACGUAAAACCUCUGGUGCAGAAGCUCUGCACUCAUGAGCAAAUGAUCUGCAGCAAGACCUGUUAUAACUCAGUGAACAUUGCCUUUCUAAUUGAUGGCUCCAGUAGUGUUGGAGAAAGUAAUUUCCGCCUCAUGCUUGAAUUUGUUUCCAACAUAGCUAAGACUUUUGAAAUCUCAGACAUUGGUGCCAAGAUAGCUGCUGUACAGUUCACCUACGAUCAGCGCACAGAAUUCAGUUUCACUGACUAUAGCACCAAAGAGAAUGUCCUAGCCGUUAUCAGAAACAUCCGCUAUAUGAGUGGUGGGACAGCUACUGGUGAUGCCAUUUCCUUUACUGUUAGAAAUGUGUUUGGUCCUAUGAGGGACAGCCCCAACAAGAACUUCCUGGUAAUUGUCACAGAUGGGCAGUCCUAUGAUGAUGUUCGAGGGCCUGCUGCUGCUGCACAUGAUGCAGGUAUCACCAUCUUCUCUGUUGGUGUGGCUUGGGCACCUCUGGAUGACCUGAAAGAUAUGGCCUCUAAACCAAAGGAGUCGCAUGCUUUCUUCACAAGAGAGUUCACAGGAUUAGAACCAAUUGUUUCUGAUGUCAUCAGAGGCAUCUGUAGAGAUUUCUUAGAAUCCCAGCAAUAAUGGUGACAUUUUGAUAACUGAAAGAAAAAGUGCAAGGGGAUGUAUAAGUUGUUUCUAGUAAUACUGAAAUACUAUAUAGCAUACUAAGAUCAGACACAAAACUAUUAAAGAUGGCAAAAAUGUAAGCAAAUAAGCAUUCAUUUAAAGCUACCUUCUAAUUACAGUUCAGACUCGAUUGUUCAAAACACUGCUGAGGCUUCAUAAUCACGAACCUUAGAAACUCAGGAAAGAGGAGAUAUCGUAGUUUAAAGUUUUAAGAAUUCUAUUUUAACAUGCAUAUUAAAUGUAUAGAUAUGCAAAUUCUAUAGCUCAAUAAAAGCAGCUGAUAUUUAGACCCAAAUCAUUCCUUCUCUCAUUCUGUAUUACACAUAUAAGGAAAAUGAAAGAGAAACACAUAAGGAAAAUGAGAAACAAAUAGAAAACAGCUCAACUUAGUUCAAAUAUAUGUUGACCUAUGUUGUCUUAAAACCAGUCAACAAUCUGCUUUUAAGAUGUUACUUAACAUACUAAAAGUUACUUAACAUACUAAAAGUUAUAAUUACAGAUGAAAUGGAAGCGAUUUAGGUAUCAAGCCUCUUUUGUAGUGUACUUUCAUAAUAACGUAACAAAUAUCACACUGAACAAGAUGGAAGAAUUGCCUGGUAUUUUUCUAUUUAUAGCCUUAAUUUUAUAUGUGUAUUGAUGUAUUUGGCUUAUACUCUAAAAGUCAACCAUGUAUUGAAAAAAAUAUUAAGUUGGUAAAUUUUUACUUACCACUUAUAAACACUUAAGAUUUAAAGAAAAGCACACCUUUCAAAGAGGAGAACUGCAGGAAAGAUUAUUCUACUUUGACUAUUUAAGCAAUAAAACUGCUAGUGACUAUUAUUCUAAGGUGCCUUACUUCUUAUUAUUCCAAGUGUCUCCCCCUAGGGCAUGGUAAAAAUUCUAUUGAUACAUUAACCACUUCGUGUGGAAAGACCCGAGUUUUUUUCUUAAAAUCAUGCAAUAAAACUAAAUAUAUUUUCUGUUCCAAUUAUUUAUUGAAUGCCUACUGUUUUAGGCAUUAUGCACAGCCAGUACCAGGUUAAACAGUUGAUUACUUGGUUCAACAAAGUUUUGUAAUUAAUAGUAUUUUUACUUAAACAUCCUUGUGAAGUUGGUUCCUAAGUGAUCAAAACUCCCUUUAUGUAACUAUCAUUACCUCACCAAGAACUCUCCGACGGAAGUGCUGUCAUAUCUUAUCCUGUCUUCUCUAAGGACAGGAUCUAUCCUCUCUCUCAUUCAUCUGCACACUCUAUUUCCCAUCACACAUACACUGAUCCUAUCUGAAAUGGUUUACAACCAGUUGACCUGAAAAAGGUGUUAACUGGUUGGAAAAUUUAUACUCCAACAAAUCUUUUGAGUUUAACAAUUUUAUAGCUUGUGUAAGAGCUUAUGUAUCAGAGAGCAGAACUGAAACUGCCUUUGACACUACAUAAAAAUUUGACCAAAGAGAAUAUGGGAAGUCAUGACUCCCCUGACUGCCACUGCCCCCUUUAUAAAGCUACAAAUAUGACCGAUUCAUGUAACGAGAAUUUUCAUUUAACAACACAAAUGGGUUUAACAUGUUUUUUUCCCAAUAGACAACUUUCAGCUGAGAAUACCACUCCUUAAAAAAUUAAAUGAAAACCCAGCCUCUAGUCAUUAGCUCUUUUAAAAAUUUUAUAAAGAACAAAGUUUUGAGGUAACCAGGGAAGUUAAUAUUUUGACUUAAAGAGCAGCAAGAGAGUAGAAGUGAACACUUUAUAUUUAAGUUACUAUUAUUUUUUAGAACGAAACAUAAGAUAAAGGGUUAACAACUAAAAAUAGAGUAAAAGGAUUUUUUAAAAGAUAUAAUUCAACUUUGCAAGCAUGCCUAAAUUUGUUAUGCUAGCCUAUUUAUAAACCUUAAUGCAUUAAAUGAGAUGUUGGUCUUCAGUGGAUCACUUACUUUGAAAUAUGGAAAAAGUACAUGAAUAAAUAUGAAAAGAGCAGAAUAUGAUUAAAUAUUGGGAAAGUCGACAUAUUAAAAAGUUUGUAUAUAAAAAUAAUCAAACUUUAUGUAUAAAGCACCAUUUAAUAGUGAAAUGAAUCUACAUAAUUUCCCAUUAAGUCACAAAUGGAAGCACACAAAUAAGAUAUUCUUUUUGCAUCCUUUUAGUCUCUUCCAAAUGUUUAAUAUUGUAGAGAAAAUACAACCAAAGUAGAUAAAAAUAAACAUAUAUACUAUUUUUAUUCAUUUCAGUU